Messenger RNA from Schistocerca serialis cubense, 459 nucleotides. Its product is annotated as odorant receptor 2a-like. Gene Ontology annotation, biological process: sensory perception of smell; detection of chemical stimulus involved in sensory perception of smell. The record is from RefSeq and is a predicted model, not a curated record. Gene Ontology annotation, cellular component: plasma membrane. Gene Ontology annotation, molecular function: odorant binding; olfactory receptor activity. The transcript has 4 exons. Lineage: Eukaryota; Metazoa; Arthropoda; Insecta; Orthoptera; Acrididae. Bases 12 to 416 code for a protein of 134 amino acids.
UGCAGACAACAAUGAACACAUCUACCUCUAUUGUUCUGUUAAUGAAUAUGGCGAACUUAUGUUCCAAUAUGUUUGUCACGACUGGAUUGCUGCAGAGAGACGGAAAUCUAACGAAGGCUACAAAGGCACUGUUGACGGUACCUCCAAUCCUCUUCCAGACCGGAAUGUACUGCGUUUUCGGUCAAAUCACAACUGACCAGGGCGAGAAGCUGUCUGAUUCGGCCUUCAGCUGUGGCUGGGUCAACUGCGAUUCUCACUUCAAACGCAGCCUGCUCAUCUUCAUCACGAUGGUGGGUAGGCCAGUCGGGAUCACAGUGGGCAAGACGUGCCAGCUGUCGAAGCAGACGUUGCUCCAGGUGCUUAACGGAACGUACGCCCUGCUGAACAUGCUUCUCCAGGUGCGCAGCACUGAGUGAAACCCUAGCAAUCAAUGCGUUUGACAAGUAGCGCAGUUUAAAA